CUGGGAGUGAGUGAGUCGAGCAGAGUUGGGGAAGAAGGUGGAAAAUGGGGAAGAAAGCAAAGAAGCCAGGGAAAGGGAAAGAGAAAACGGAGAAAAAAACAGCGAAAGCAGAGGAAAAAAGAGCUCGCAGAGAAACCAAGAAACUCUCACCCGAAGACGACAUCGACGCCAUCCUGUUGAGCAUACAGAAAGAGGAAGCGAAGAAGAAGGAAGUCCACAUUGAAGAAAAUGUGCCUGCACCAUCUCCUCGAUCCAAUUGUUCGUUGAAUGUUAAUCCGCUGAAAGAGACAGAAUUAAUAUUGUAUGGUGGUGAAUUCUACAAUGGCAAUAAGACAUUUGUUUAUGGUGAUCUUUAUCGAUAUGACGUGGAGAAGCAGGAGUGGAAAUUGAUUUCGAGCCCUACCAGCCCACCGCCUCGUAGUGCUCAUCAGGCUGUUGCUUGGAAGAAUUAUAUCUAUAUCUUUGGUGGCGAGUUUACUUCUCCUAAUCAAGAGAGAUUCCAUCACUACAAGGACUUUUGGGCGUUAGACCUGAAAACAAAUCAAUGGGAGCAACUAAACUAUAAAGGUUGUCCUAGUCCACGCUCAGGCCAUCGGAUGGUUUUGUAUAAGCACAAGAUUAUUGUUUUUGGAGGCUUCUAUGACACUCUUAGAGAAGUGAGGUAUUUUAAUGAUCUGCAUGUGUUUGACCUGGAUCAGUUUAAGUGGCAAGAGAUUAAACCUAGACCAGGAGCAAUGUGGCCGAGUGCUCGGAGUGGUUUUCAGUUUUUUGUUUACCAAGAUGAGAUAUAUUUGUAUGGUGGCUAUGCCAAAGAAGUUUUGUCUGACAAGAGCAGCUCUGAAAAAGGAAUCGUUCAUUCAGACAUAUGGUCCCUUGAUCCUAGGACUUGGGAGUGGAACAAGGUGAAGAAAAGUGGUAUGCCUCCUGGACCUCGUGCUGGUUUCUCUAUGUGUGUCCACAAAAAAAGGGCGUUGCUCUUUGGUGGCGUUGUGGAUAUGGAAGUGCAAGGUGAUGUCAUGGUGAGCUUGUUCUUGAAUGAACUUUAUGGGUUCCAAUUAGACAGCCAACGAUGGUACCCAAUUGAGCUACGAAGAGAGAAAUCAACAAAAGAUAAGUUGAAAAAGAAAUCUGAUGAAAAAACUAAUGGUGUUGUCCCCGACAGUCAGACUUGUCGAGCUGAACCAGAGAAUUGUGCAGCAAAUGACAAAGAUGAAAUUUUGGAUUUGGAUCAAGAUGUAGACAUGGAAAGCAACAUAAAUGAUAUUUCUUUUCAGGUGGAAAGGAAUGUGACUGUUGAUGACAAUGAGGUCACUAUUAAAUCUGAAGGGAAAAAUGUGGUGGCUGUUAAAUCUGAUGGAAAAAAUCAUGAAUCUAGCUCUAGAUUUAUGGUGCAAAAUUCUGUUUCACCAGAGAUUGUGAAGCCUUGCGGACGUACCAAUUUCUGUAUGGUUGCGGCUAGAGAUACAUUAUACAUCUAUGGGGGCAUGAUGGAAGUUAGAGAUCGAGAAAUAACGCUGGAUGACUUAUAUUCACUUAAUCUGAGCAAACUUGAUGAAUGGAAAUGCAUUAUACCGGCAUCUGAAUCUGAAUGGGUUGAAGCCUCAGAGGAUGAAGACGAGGAUGAGGAUGAAGAUGAAGGUGAUAGUGACGAUGAAGAAUGUGAUAGCGGAGGCGAUAGCGAUGAGACCAAUGAUGAUGAUGAUGAUGAUGAUGUUGUGGAGACCAAGAAUGCUGGUGCUACAUCACUUGAAAUGGGAGAUGCUGUUGCUAUAAUAAGGGGUGAACGAAAGAAUCUUCGGAGGAAGGAGAAACGGGCCAGGAUUGAGCAAAUCAGAGCCAGUCUUGGCCUUUCUGAUUCACAGAGAACACCAAUGCCUGGUGAAUCUUUAAAGGACUUCUACAAACGAACGAGCAUGUACUGGCAGAUGGCAGCAUAUGAACAUACUCAGCACACGGGAAAGGAGCUCCGUAAGGAUGGAUUUGAUCUUGCUGUAUCUCGGUACAAUGAGCUCAAACCAAUUCUUGAUGAGUUGGCCAUCUUAGAGGAAGAGCAGAAGGCGGAAGAGGCAGAAGGGCCUGAAACUAGUAGUUCAAGAACGAAAGGUAACAAGAAAAACAAGCAAUUAGCAUCGAAGUAGCUUGAGAUUUUGAUAUAAUUCAUCAAUAGAUGUUAGUUAAUUGAGUUGGUUUACUUUGUUGUUAUCACAAAAUUUAGAUGCCUGACUGUCGCCCUUUCUUUUUAGACUUGCUUUCAUGCUCCUUGAUGACUAAACAAUUAGCUGCUGUCUCAUAAUGAUCAAUAGCCAAUUCCUGUCUCAUAGGUGUAUGUUCAAAUUAUACUUAUUCCAGUUUCAUGUUGGAUUGAUGAAUCAUUUUGAGACAGAAUCGUUAUUUUGUGACGUUUAUUA
Molecule: messenger RNA, 2408 nt
Organism: Ilex paraguariensis (yerba mate)
Lineage: Eukaryota; Viridiplantae; Streptophyta; Magnoliopsida; Aquifoliales; Aquifoliaceae
Source: the annotation of a GenBank genome assembly